GAAAACUGAUGCAGUAACAACCACCACACCACUACCUUUACUCCUUUUACCUACACUUGUUGAAUCCCUUCAAUCCUCCCGGGAAUGUAGACUGUAUGCUCGGCAGCUGCUACUCCUGGAGCAGCCGCAGAUAUGGCACAAUCACCUGGCGCCUUGUCCGAAAUGUGACUGUAACCAGACACUUAUGGUCUUCCUCGGCAGGAUGUGCACGCAGAGCGCACACUGGGCUGCCACUCUUCUCGCGGAGGAGGGAGACGGUCAGACGGCUCACUCACUCUGCAUCGGCGCAUGAGAAGCCAGCAUCGCCCUCGCUCUCCACACCGCAGACAUCCUCACUCCUGGACCCGUCCUCCCCGCACAGUUCCCUGGACUCCUUCCACGCCUACGCCCGGCGCACCGGUCUGGCGCCGACCAGCACGGUCUACGCUGGCACGACCUACGAAUACCUCGCACAGUCGACCCUCCGACCGUAUGGGUUUAGUCUGCAUCGAGUGGGCGGCCGAGGCGAUCGCGGCGUCGACCUCGUAGGCAUCUGGGAGGUGCCCGUCUUGUCACACUCGGGUGAUUGGAAAGAGAAGAAGCACACCACCGGUCAGGGGCAUCAUUAUGCGGGAACUGAAGACUUCGAGGGAGUGGAGACCCUGCAGCUCAAGGUCCUCGUCCAAUGUAAACGGCUGGUGGGCAGGCACGCGAGGAUUGGGCCGAACUUGGUCAGGGAACUGGACGGGGCCGUCAGAGCGACCAGAAGUGCAGCUUUGGUUAACAUGGUCUACACUCAGAACAGGACCGCGAGCAUGACAGCCGAAGAUGGGAAUUCGGGGAGCUGCAGCGAAGAAGAGCCACGACUGUCGGGAUUGCGGUCUGGGCCCGCCAUCGGCGUUCUGGUAGGCACGAGGCCAGCGACCAAGGGCGUGGUGGACAGUAUGAGCCGGUCGACACGUGGCUUGGUCUGGGUCAUGAUGGAAGAAGUCACGGAUCAGGACAUGAGCCCUGGAGAAGAAUUACCACAUGCGAGUCGAGACGAGUCCGCUCCCCCAGCCAGACGCCCUCACUCCGCUGCGGGGCUGAAAGGCCGCAUCAAGCAAAUUCUCUGGAACCAGGCUGCGCGUGAGGCGGGACUAGAAGGCGUCGACGUGGUGAAGCGGUACGACUCAAAGGGCCAGGAAGAGGUGGUCCUGAUGCGUGGCGGCCGAGUGUGGGGUGGAGGUUCAAGGAAAUGAAUCUUGAAACGUCGGCUUCAAAGUUUGCAAUGUAAUAUAAAUACCCCAGCAAACUGCAAAAUAAACGGCAAUAUCAGUUAUGGUAUCGUACA
Messenger RNA from Cladophialophora immunda, 1312 nucleotides. RefSeq lists its product as uncharacterized. The transcript has a single exon. The record is from RefSeq and is a predicted model, not a curated record. NCBI's taxonomy places the organism in Eukaryota, Fungi, Ascomycota, Eurotiomycetes, Chaetothyriales, Herpotrichiellaceae. Gene Ontology annotation, cellular component: mitochondrion. The coding region runs from base 96 to 1220 and encodes 374 amino acids.